Molecule: messenger RNA, 1043 nt
Organism: Culicoides brevitarsis
Lineage: Eukaryota; Metazoa; Arthropoda; Insecta; Diptera; Ceratopogonidae
Product: COMM domain-containing protein 4
Exons: 2
Coding region: 190-801 (203 amino acids)
Source: RefSeq, a predicted model, not a curated record
CACUUGAAUCAUUCGUACCAAAAUAAAAACAAAAUUAAUUAAAAAUCUCGUAUUUCUUUAUUAUUUUUUUAAUAUUUAAAGGAUGCAAUAGUUUUUUUUGUGUCAAAAUCAAAUUUUAAAGUACAAUUUUUGAUAAGUGACAUAUCAAUCAAAGGAAUCAAAGCAUAAUUUAGUCAAAAGUUUGAAAAAAUGAAAUUCCGUUUCUGUGGCGACGGCGAUUGCCCCGACUGGGUCCUGACUGGCAUCCAUUCGCAACUUGUCACGCUCAGCUCGAUAAAAUUGCGUCUGUUUGCGCAGCACGUCGCCCGCAGCAUUUUGGGCGAAGACUUGCCGGAGGACAAAGUACGAGAUGCGUUCGGUGUCGAUGCGAAAGGCAGCAAUUUGGACGUCGUGAAGGCGGCAAUUUCGUGUCUGCGGUAUUUGAUGGUGAAUGCGGUGAAAUUCGACACGGAGACAAUGACCUUCAACGAGGAAUUGCAGCAACUGGGGUUCCCGAAGGAACAUGCGGCGGCCAUUUGUAAAGUUGUCGAGGAUUUUUCCGAGCGGAUUAGACGGGAUUUGGCCGGGAAAGUGUUGAAAGUUGAUGCUGUGGAAGAUGUUGAGGCGACGAGGAAGGGGGAUUUUGUGCAAUUGCAAUUUAAGGUGACGGGAAAAUUGGUUGAAGGAGUGCCGCAGAAAAAUUUCACAGAAAUUUUGAAUGUGCAUAAGAAUGAUGUUCCGUUGCUGUUGAAGGAACUGAAGACGGCACAUGAAAUUAUGAAGCAAUAUGAUGAAGGAACGAAUAAAAUGGAUGAAAAUUAAGCUAAAUUAUUUUUUUUUCCUUUUUGAAAUAAAAUUAAUUUUUUGUAAGAAAUUUUUUUCAUAUUUUUUUCUACGAAAUUAAAUAACUUAUUGAUUUAAAAUAGUGCAAAAGUAAAUUUGCAGGUUCAACAUAGGCAACUAAAUUUUUUAAAAAAUUUUUCAUAUUUUAGCUGAAAACAUGAUUUAUAAAAACCAAAAUAAUAAAAUAUUUUUGAAAAAAAAAUUAUUUUUAACAAAAAUUA